This is a messenger RNA of Nomia melanderi (Alkali bee), 2715 nucleotides long. Its product is annotated as malonyl-CoA decarboxylase, mitochondrial. Gene Ontology annotation, biological process: fatty acid biosynthetic process; acetyl-CoA biosynthetic process; malonyl-CoA catabolic process. The record is from RefSeq and is a predicted model, not a curated record. Gene Ontology annotation, molecular function: malonyl-CoA decarboxylase activity. Gene Ontology annotation, cellular component: mitochondrial matrix; peroxisomal matrix. Lineage: Eukaryota; Metazoa; Arthropoda; Insecta; Hymenoptera; Halictidae.
UCGGUUUUCGAAGGUAGAAAUUGACAGUGGUUUUUCUGCCGCUGUCACGCGCACGUGAUAUCGGUCUGCAGCGUAUUGCCGGCGUCACGCGUAUGUGAUAUUAGUUUAUUCGUUUCAUUAUGAAUAAUUGGAUUAGUGCGGUGUUUUUGUAUAUCAAGCAUGAAUCUAACCGAAUGAUUUCUGUGAGUCUAUUAAUUAUCGUGUUGUCGUAAUUGUUCGUUGUCAGUUUCCACGAGAAGCGGUGAUAGAUCAAUAUUCAUAUGCUACUAUGAUAUCUUAGAUAAGUAUAAUAUAAUAUUUAGAUUUCGACGGAUUAUAGGUUCUGAUAGAUAAAGGAAAAAUAGAUUUCCAAUAGAUCGUGGGUGAUUACGCAAUAAGGUUAUUUUAUUAAUUAAUCUCGUUACAGGUUGUUCUGUUUGUUGUGUUACUUUAUAUUAGCUUUUGCUUAUCAUUGUACGAAUUGUUCAGACAGUAGUAUACAAGUGCCUGCGCUUUAUUUAUUCUACUUAGUUGACAAUGAUAUUUAAGAAUGGUUUCUUGAAAGUUUCAAUGAUCUCGCGUAGGAGCAAAUUGAUUUCGAAGUAUGCUUUAAAUAUCUUUAAAUGUUCCUAUAGUCAAGAAAAGUCGCAGAAAAAUGUUACAUUUCUCAAGGAACAAUUGGACGAAGUUUUUAAGUUUAAAAGUAGCAACGUCAGUAAUUGGAUUAUUGAGAAUACAGCCCGUAGUCUGUGUACCGGAUACUACGAGAGCAAUAAGGAUGACAGGCAACAACUUUUACACAUGUUGGCGUCUAAAUAUGCUGUUCAACACAAUGAUGUAUAUAACAUAGCAAGGAAAUUGAUCGAUACAAAGCUUGAAGAGGAAAGACGAAUACUUACUUAUGAAAGAAACUUAAAAAAUAUUCUUGUACCAGAUUAUCAAUGGCUCUUUCUUGUCAUUGGGAGGCUUGAAAGCGGUGUAAAAUUUCUUGUUGAUUUAAGGACAGACAUUUUAGAGUUGAUGUCGGAAACCAAAGAUACAGAUGAAAAUAUUAAAGUACAACAGUUAAAUAUCUCGCUACGUGAUUUAUUAUUAUUAUGGUUUUCAGUCGGUUUUUUGCACGUAGAGAGAGUAACAUGGCAAAGCGGGUGCGAUAUAUUACAGAAGGUUUCAGAUUAUGAAGCGAUACAUCCCAUUAGAAAUUGGUUAGAUUUGAAACAAAGGGUUGGACCUUAUAGAAGAUGUUACAUAUUCACACAUCCGUCUAUGCCAAGAGAACCUCUUGUUGUACUACAUACAGCGUUAUGCGAUAUAAUACCUGGUUCUGUAAAAGGUAUUGAAGAAGCAAAAGCCAGAAUCAUUGGUUCAAUGAAAAAGGAUAUCACGUUCCUAGAUGAAGAUAAAUGUAAAAUAACAGCAGCAAUAUUUUAUUCAAUUGCUUCUACGCAAAAAGGAUUGCAAGGUAUUGAACUAGGUAAUUACCUAAUAAAAGAAGUAGCCAGCGAAAUAAUAUCCGAAUUUCCUAUGAUACGUGAAUUAUCGACUUUAUCGCCGAUACCCAGUUUCAGAAAUUGGCUACUCGAAAGAAUAAGGCAGGAUAUAAAUUGUAUUUUUACGAAUGAAGAACUGAGAUCUAUACAAAACGUUUUAAAAGAAAAUGAUCUAGCAUUAAGAUUAAAUAAAACGUUCAGUAACUCGUCGUGGACUAAUGAUAAAGAAUUAUCUGAUGCAUUAGAAAAGCCACUGAUUCGAGCAUGUGCUUGGUAUUUAUACAAGGAAAAACGUCGGAAUUAUGCCUUAAAUAAAGUUGCCAAUUUCCAUUUACGUAACGGAGCUGUUAUGUGGAGAAUAAAUUGGUUAGCUGAUCCUUCGCCACGUGGUGUAGCGAAUAGUUGUGGUAUCAUGGUCAAUUAUAGGUAUUACCUAAAUGAGACCGAAACGAAUAGUAGAAAUUAUAUUGAAAAUUAUUUCAUAAAUGCUUCUACAAGCGUAAUUGAUCUCGCGAUAGAACAAGAAAAAUUAUGUAAUACAUAUUCAAAUUAAGACAAAAAUAAUGAUUUUAUAUAUAUAUAUAUAUAUAUAUAUAUAUAUAAGGGGGCACAAUAUAAGAACCAUUAUAUUAAACAACAUUCCAAUUUAACAUUUUGAAGUGGUGUCGAACCGAGUAUUUGCUGCAAGUCUCAAUAUGAAACACAAUUAAACUAUCAAAAUCUAAUAAGGAUCUAAUAAAAAAAAGAGAUCAUCGUUAUAUAUGUAUCGAUUAGAAGUUACAAAAUAUUAAAAAAUUUCAAAUGAAAAUUAUAUAAAUAUGCCACUUAUAAAAAUAUGAAAUUUUCAGUUAUUAAUUGGCAAAAUUUCAUUUAGUCUUCCAACGUUUACUACUUUUUAUGUACAUUACAAAGAUAGUAGACAUCUUUAAUAAGAAUCUGAAUAUUUCAGAUCUAUGUUUAUCUUAUAUCAAAAUUAUAUAUACACAGACAGACCCUACUUUAUAUUACUACCGUCUACAUACAUCAGGCCUAUUUCCAUUUCUAUUGUAAUCACAAGCAGUUAAUUCAAGAUUCCUUUCUAUUACUCUUGAAAUUUUAUGUUUUUAUUAAAGAUUAUUACAUUUGUUCAUUUAUACAAUAGCUGUUUCCUGUCCAGCUUAAAGACAACACAAUGGUCUGCAAGCAGAUCUGAAACAAAUAUUUACGUUGUAUUAUUCUUGGAUUACAUAAAUAUCUUUUACUUAUA